CUCCAGAGAGCAGUCACUCAGAGGGACUUGACUUUCCUCCUAGUGAGAUCACCUGCACCACCAAUCCUCUCUGUCUCUGUCUCUCUCCAAAUCUACUACCCCCCUCACAGGAUCAGAACAGCUGCAGCUAUGAGCAUCAGUUACAGGAGCAGUGGCAGCAUGAGCGGAGGCUUCAGCUCCGGCGGAGGCGGAGGAUUCAGCUCCGGUGGCGGUGGUGGCGGCAGUGUGAGGAAGAGCUUCUCCAGCUUCUCCUCUUCAGCAGCCCCCAUGGGCUCCAGCCGUAUGAGCAGCUCGUCUGUUAGACGCUCUGGAGCCAGCGGUGGUGGCGGCUUCGGCCUGGGCGGUGGUGGAGGAGGCUUCGGCCUGGGCAGUGGUGGAGGAGGCUCCAGCUUCAGCUACAUGAGCAGUGGUGGAGGCAUGGGCGGUGGCGGUGGAGGCUUCGGUCUGGGCGGCGGCGGUGGCGGUGGAGGCUUCGGCAUGGGCGGUGGCGGUGGAGGCUUCGGCAUGGGCGGUGGCGGUGGAGGCUACGGCAUGGGUGGCGGUGGCGGCGGCUUCGCCCCUAUCACAGCUGUCACAGUCAACACAAGCCUGCUAGCCCCCCUCAACCUGGCGAUUGACCCCAACAUCCAGACCGUCCGUACCCAUGAGAAAGAACAGAUCAAGGGCCUCAACAACCGCUUCGCCUCCUUCAUUGAUAAGGUACGCUUCCUGGAACAGCAGAACAAGAUGCUGGAGACCAAGUGGAGCCUCCUGCAGGACCAGACCACCACCCGCUCCAACAUCGAUGCCAUGUUCGAGGCCUACAUCGCCAACCUGCGCAGACAGCUGGAUGGCCUGGGAGGAGAGAAGGUCAAGCUGGAAGGAGAGCUGAUGAACAUGCAGCAUCUGGUGGAGGACUUUAAGAACAAAUACGAAGAUGAAAUCAACAAGCGUGCCUCAGUGGAGAACGAGUUUGUCCUCCUCAAGAAGGAUGUUGAUGGUGCCUACAUGAACAAGGUUGAGCUGGAGGCCAGGGUCGACUCCCUUCAGGAUGAGAUCAACUUCCUCAGGGCCAUCUAUGAAGCGGAGCUGAAUGAGCUGCAGGGCCAGAUCAAGGACACCUCAGUGGUGGUGGAGAUGGACAACAGCCGUAACCUGGACAUGGACUCCAUCGUGGCUGAAGUGCGCGCCCAGUAUGAGGACAUCGCCAACCGCAGCAGAGCCGAGGCCGAGUCAUGGUACAAGCAGAAGUUUGAGGAGAUGCAGUCCUCUGCAGGACAACAUGGUGAAGAUCUGCGCAACACCAAGGCAGAGAUGGCCGAGCUGAACCGCAUGAUCAGCCGUCUCCAAAACGAGAUCGAAAACGUCAAAGGACAGCGUGCUAACCUGGAAAACCAGAUCGCAGAGGCUGAGGAGCGUGGGGAGAUGGCGGUGAAGGAUGCCAAGCUCCGCAUCAGGGAUCUGGAGGAGGCCCUCCAGAGAGCCAAGCAGGACAUGGCCCGGCAGGUACGCGAGUACCAGGAGCUGAUGAACGUCAAACUUGCCCUGGACAUUGAGAUUGCCACCUACAGGAAACUACUGGAAGGAGAGGAGAGCAGGAUUACCGGAGGUGGAACUGGAGGUGGAACUGCAACCAUCCACAUACAGACCUCCAGCAGCGGCGGUGGUGGCUCCGGAGGUGGAUUCGGCAUGGGUGGAGGCGGCGGUGGCUUCGGAUAUGGCGGUGGCAGUGGCAUGUCCAUGAAAAGCGGCGGCGGCGGUGGCGGCUUCGGCAUGAGCAGCGGCGGCGGCGGCGGCAGCGGCUUCGGCAUGAGCAGCGGCGGCGGCGGCGGCGGCAGCGGCUUCGGCAUGAGCAGCGGAGGCGGCGGUGUCUCCAUGUCCCGUUCCUCCACGACCUCCUCAUCCAGACGCUUCUAAACACAGAAGUCUGUCUGGCUGUCCCCACCUCCCCCUCUCCUCCUCCUCUCCCUCUCUUCCUCGACAUUCAAAGCAAGCUACAAACUCCUCCUGUCACAUGCAGGCACAGAGCAUCUACUGAUCUACACUAUAACCCAGGAUGGGCUGACCCCCUUCUUAGCUGUAUAUGCCCCAUAGUUACUGGCUGAUAGGAAAUACUGGAUUCACAUCCCUGCACCCAGUGCUUCGCUGCCCCCAUAUUGCUAUGCAUUGUGGGGAAUGCCAGGCGAUCAACAUAAGCAGUAAUACUAAAGUGUCGCCCCUUUGCUCUGAGGUAAAUAAUCUAGCAUUAACUCUUAACACUCCCUUUCCUAGGGACAAUGGGUUUUCCACUGAUGUUUGCAAACAGUGUUUUUCUUUUCAUUCUGACCAAAAGGGCUGACUGAUACACCCAGAUGUAUUGAAUGUUAUUGCUGUACCACCAAAACAUUGUGAAUAAAUCGGAGUUCUAUAAAAUA
Molecule: messenger RNA, 2393 nt
Organism: Coregonus clupeaformis (lake whitefish)
Lineage: Eukaryota; Metazoa; Chordata; Actinopteri; Salmoniformes; Salmonidae
Product: keratin, type II cytoskeletal cochleal
Exons: 8
Coding region: 130-1896 (588 amino acids)
Biological process (GO): intermediate filament organization; keratinization
Cellular component (GO): keratin filament
Molecular function (GO): structural constituent of skin epidermis
Source: RefSeq, a predicted model, not a curated record